Messenger RNA from Daucus carota subsp. sativus, 1050 nucleotides. RefSeq names its product putative F-box protein At3g16210. The coding region runs from base 1 to 1050 and encodes 349 amino acids. Gene Ontology annotation, molecular function: protein binding. The record is from RefSeq and is a predicted model, not a curated record. Lineage: Eukaryota; Viridiplantae; Streptophyta; Magnoliopsida; Apiales; Apiaceae. The transcript has a single exon.
AUGUCUCCUGCUCUUCCCGAACACAUAAUCCUCCAAGAGAUAUUGACUCGACUACCCGCUGCAUCACUUGCACGAUUUAGAUUCGUCUGUAAAUCAUGGUUGGCUCAUAUUUCUCACCCCAAUUUCGUCAAAUCUCAUAUUUAUCGCAAGGAAGAUUAUCUCAUUCGAACGUGUCCCGGUGGUAUAGGGAUCCUCUCGGGCACUACUUUAACCGAAUCGCACAUCGAAGAUGUCCCCGCAUCUUUCGAUGGCUUGGUUGGAUCCGUCACUGGCUUAGUCUGCGGUAUCUCUCAGUCGCGCAAUCACUUCAUAUUAUGGAACCCGAUUUUGCAUGUCUACAAGCAAAUUCCACUCCCGAAACAUAGCAGGUUUAGCUUUUUUGGCUUUUGUUGGGACUCAGCUACAGAAAAUUUUAAAUUAGUAGCUAACUUUCAUUCUUCGUCAGCUCUUGUCUAUUCGACUAAAACAAAUCGUUGGAUCGACGUAGGAUCCUACCAAAUUCCUUACCCAACACAUGAGUUUCCCGCGGUCAUUGUGAAGGGCAUUCCUUACUGGACGGAGUUUUUCGGGAGCCCUGGAAUACUCAAAUUCGAGGCCAGAACUAACAAGUUUACGUGGCUUGGAGUUACAUGCCUUGCUGGCAAACGUUACAGUCUCUGCAGUUUGAAUGAUUGCCUCACCCGAAUAGAGUAUUCACUCCCCGGAGGAAAUAGCCUGGACCUGUACCAAUUCAACGAGGGACGUGGUGUUUGGAGUAAGAUGUACACGAUUGAUGUCAGAACUACUUUUAUUUUGACGAUCCCCAAGUGUUUUAACUAUAGCGGCGAGAUUGUAUUUAGUGGGUGUCACGAACGGCUGCAUCGCUAUAGUUACACACCUAGCCUGAUCAUCUUGGAGGGGAUGAAAACAUCAACUAGGCAUUUGAGAGAUGAGCAUCGCAAACUCAGAUCUGUUUGGUGCAUGCGGCUACCGUGGAAACACAGACGAUCGAGGCAUUCUUCUGAAUUUGACCUCUCGUCACCUACAUACUCUGGUGGUAGUAUUGAAUAG